AUGGCCGCCACCCCACAACCCCCCACCUGGCUCCCCGCGCCUCCCAACCCACUUACAGGAGCCAGGGAGCCAGCAGGGAGGCCGGGGGAGAGCAAAGAUCAGGAGAAGUGCUUGGGGGGCGUGGCUCAGACUGGCGCCAUGGUGGCAGGCUGGCUCCUGGGCCACAUGCUGCCGAGACCCGCCCUCGACCUCCCUGCAGAUACGGAUUCUGAUGACCUGGAGCCGGAUUUCCCAGAAAUAAACACAGGAACAAGUCUUGUAGGAUUUCUCACAAAAAGUUCUAUUGGAUUCACCGUGGUGGCCACCAAGUCAAGGCUGACAGACUUGCUUCCGGAGGAUGCAGAGCUUAACUGGGGCAAGCCCGGGUGCUGGUCAACAUUGGGAGAUGCACAGAAAGGCCAGAAUCUCUCUGUUGGUCAUGCAUGUGAUGAAAAAGGCAUUGUGGCACAUGAAAUCUUACAUGCUCUAGGGCUGUAUCACGAACAGGCAAGGACAGACCGAGAUGAUUAUAUCAAAAUCUGGUGGGAUCACAUUCUUCCAGAUCAAGCAUUAAACUUCCAGAAAUACAAAAGCAGCGAUACCACUGACUUGAAUACUCCGUAUGAUUAUGAGUCGAUUAUGCAUUACAGUCCAUUCUCAUUUUCUAAAAAUAAGAGUUUACCAACCAUCACGACCAACAUACUCAAAUUUGAUGGCAUUAUCGGUCAACGUCAGGAUUUCAGCAGCUCUGACAUCAAGCGGCUCAAUCAGAUGUAUAAUUGCACAAGAUCGCUUACGCUUCUGGACCAAUGCAAUUUUGAGUCUGCUGAUAUUUGUGGCCUGGUGCAGGAAAGGAGAGAUGAUGCCGACUGGGUUCACAAGAAGAGCAACUCUGAGGAUCAUGACCAUUCCCUCAGGGGAAAGUGUGAAGGUGGUGGCUACUUCAUGUUCUUCAACACGAGCGUUGGGAAGGCCGGAAAAACUGCCAUCUUGAAAUCUCGUAUUCUGCACCCCAGGCGAAUGCAGCAGUGUCUCCAGUUCUUCUUUAAAAUGACAGGAAGCCCCAAGGAUAAGCUGGUCAUCUGGGCACAGAAGGAUGAUGGUUCUGGAACUGUUCGCACUCUGGUUAAACUUCAGACUCUUCGAGGAGGAAGGAAGAAGAACUGGAAAAUUGCUCAUGUGCCACUAAAAGGUCAAAAAAAGUUCAGGUAUCUCUUCCAAGGUAAAAGUGGUGGCUCCAAAACCUCAUCUGGAGGAAUUCUCAUCGAUGACAUCACCCUCACUGAAACUCUGUGCCCAAAUGCUGUGUGGCAUGUAGAUAACAUCUCUCAACUUCUUGACACCGCUGCUCUGAACUACACCCUGAAGAGCCCCCGUUUUUAUAGCCCUGAAGGUUAUGCUUACCAUCUGAUUUUGAGUCCCAGAGUCUUGGUUGAUGAAGAGUCUGAAAAGUACAUGGGCAUUUUUUUUCACUUGACCAGUGGAGAGCAUGACGGCGCCCUUGAAUGGCCAGCAAUAAACAGACAGGCUACCAUCACUGUGCUGGACCAAGACGCUGAUGUCAUGAAGCGGAUGUCCAUAGAAAAGAGUUUCACAACACUCGAGACUCACGUUGUGAAAGGAAAAAAUAUUUCCACGUGGGAAAACCCCUCGAUUAUUGGAAAAUUUGGUCGUAAAUGUAAAUGUAAGAUGAAUAGAAAUUGGGGAUGGAGAAAAUUUGCUACACAUGCAGAGCUGAGACGAAGGAAUUAUUUAAAAAAUGACAUCCUUAUUAUCCUCGUAGACUUUGAAGAUAUAACCUAUCUCAAGGACAGUGAAGCUCACAUUCUGGAAACCUGGAACAUGAAUCAUGACCUUCCCCUGGCCCAGAGGACAAGACUGGCGCACCGUGUGACCCAAACCAUACCAAAGUGAUGG
Sphaerodactylus townsendi is the source of this 1896-nucleotide messenger RNA. Its product is annotated as meprin A subunit alpha-like. Gene Ontology annotation, biological process: proteolysis. Gene Ontology annotation, molecular function: protein binding; metalloendopeptidase activity; zinc ion binding. Bases 1 to 1893 code for a protein of 630 amino acids. Gene Ontology annotation, cellular component: membrane. The transcript is spliced from 10 exons. The record is from RefSeq and is a predicted model, not a curated record. Lineage: Eukaryota; Metazoa; Chordata; Lepidosauria; Squamata; Sphaerodactylidae.